AACAUCGAAGUUAAAAAAAAGUAAAAAAACAACGGAGGAAAUUGGUGACGGUGGAGCCACUUGAUCGGCGGUGGAUUUGUGGAGGAGGAGGAGCGAGAAGAUGGCAUUGGUAUGGCGAUCUCGAAUCCUGUUUGAUUUGGGGGUAAAGCCAUUUUAGAUGAAUCUGGAAUAGGCAUUGCAAAUUGUUAGGGUUUGUUGUGGCCCAAUUAAUUACCCUGAACUACACGCUGAAGCAAGCCAUCCCCAACCCUCCUUUUUCUUCUUGUUUUCCCUUUUCUUCUCGGAUCGUUUUCAAUGCAAUCUCUCCAUUUAUUAUCCCUAAACCCUUUAAUUUGGAGCGCGAAUAUAACUCUUCGAAGCAGAGAGAGCUUUAAAUGCGAGUUGGUUGCUGCGGUUGCUUUCCAUCUCCUCCUUCUUCUUAAGCGCUAAGUUUUCGAAAUCCCUAAUCUUAUAUCGUUAAAACCCAUUUUCGCUUCUCGAUUUUGGAUCGACCCUUUUGAUUUCCAUGGAUUUCAUCGCGAAUCCAUUUCGAUUUUCUUCAUCUUCGUCGCCUUCGUUUGGUAAUCUCUUUGAGAGAGUUCGAGACAUUUGUUGCUAUGCGGUUUCUGCGAUUCUUGGCAACGUCUUGUCCGCGAUCUUCACUUUUUUCUUCGCCCUAGUGGGGACUUUGCUUGGGGCCAUGACUGGCGCAUUGAUUGGCCAAGAAACAGAGAGUGGGUUCGUUAGAGGAGCGGCUGUUGGGGCAAUUUCUGGAGCUGUUUUCUCCAUUGAAGUCUUUGAAUCUUCUCUGGUUCUUUGGCAAUCAGAUGAAUCAGGAAUAGGCUGUCUUCUUUAUCUUAUUGAUGUCAUUGCAAGCCUCCUAAGCGGACGACUCGUUCGAGAACGGAUCGGUCCAGCCAUAUUGAGUGCAGUUCAAAGUCAGAUGGGUGCUACAGAGACGAGCUUUGACGACAUCCCAAACAUCUUUGAUACGAGUAGCGCAAAAGGAUUGCCCGGGGACUCGGUCGAGAAAAUUCCCAAGAUCUUAGUAUCUAAGAACAACAGUGUAGAUGCUUACGGCGAGCGAGUCUGUUGUUCUGUUUGCCUUCAGGACUUUCAACUAGGAGAGACUGUAAGAAGUUUACCAUAUUGCCAUCACAUGUUCCAUUUGCCCUGCAUUGAUAAAUGGCUUCUUACUCAUGGCUCUUGCCCUUUAUGUAGAAGGGAUCUGUAAUAUUUUUCCACUACUACUACUGUCUUAACUUGCCCUUGUAAAUUACAAAAUCCACGAAAAUUUUCCUUAUUUUUCGCUAAAACUCGAGUUGGAUCAUUGCUUCAGUUGUUCGAACAGGGGCAUUCGUAACAUACUGAGGCAAUCGAUCGUCACCGAUGUAUAAAAUUUUUGAGUAAUUAUAGCUUUAUAUUGCUCUUGUGAAUAA
Cucurbita pepo subsp. pepo (vegetable marrow) is the source of this 1418-nucleotide messenger RNA. Its product is annotated as NEP1-interacting protein 2. Lineage: Eukaryota; Viridiplantae; Streptophyta; Magnoliopsida; Cucurbitales; Cucurbitaceae. The record is from RefSeq and is a predicted model, not a curated record.